Cyprinus carpio (common carp) is the source of this 1265-nucleotide messenger RNA. It is a transcript of the gene trappc2, whose product is annotated as trafficking protein particle complex subunit 2. Gene Ontology annotation, cellular component: cytoplasm; nucleus; TRAPP complex. The transcript has 5 exons. NCBI's taxonomy places the organism in Eukaryota, Metazoa, Chordata, Actinopteri, Cypriniformes, Cyprinidae. Gene Ontology annotation, biological process: endoplasmic reticulum to Golgi vesicle-mediated transport. The record is from RefSeq and is a predicted model, not a curated record. The coding region runs from base 154 to 576 and encodes 140 amino acids.
CUAACCGACAACAACAGACUGUUGUGUUUCCGGAUUCGGCGUUAUGACGCAAGACUCGCUCAGCGCUCUCAUUGGCUGUUUUGUGUCAGCUGGGUCAACUCACCGGAAACAGGAACUGUCAUCUGCAGUAGCUCUGAGCUCUGAUUGUUAACCAUGUCGGGGAGUUUUUAUUUCGUUAUGGUGGGUCAUCAUGAUAACCCGGUGUUUGAGAUGGAGUUUCUUCCUCCGGGAAAGUCCGAAUCAAAGGAUGACCACAGACAUCUGAACCAGUUCAUCGCUCAUGCUGCUCUGGAUCUGGUGGAUGAGAACAUGUGGCAGUCCAGCAACAUGUACCUGAAGACCGUGGACAAAUUCAACGAGUGGUUCGUGUCUGCCUUCGUCACUGCUGGCCAUAUGAGAUUUAUUAUGCUCCAUGAUGUUCGGCAAGAGGACGGAAUCAAGAACUUCUUUAAUGAUGUUUAUGAUCUGUACAUCAAGUUUGCAAUGAAUCCCUUCUAUGAAGCCAACGCGCCGAUUCGCUCCACAGCCUUUGACAGGAAAGUGCAGUUUCUUGGGAAGAAGCAUCUGCUCAGUUAAUUCAUUUUACUAAAUGUACAUGUAUUUGUUGUCAUGCAUAAAUCCACAGGUGUGCUGUUAAAGUUUCAGUUGUUUAUACUCAUCGUUACUGGCUUAUAUUCACAUUCUUACCUGCUACUGUACAACAAAUGAAGUGUGAUUACAUAUUAUUUCUAAAGUGUGUAAAAAAAAAAACCAUCAUCAAACAGGAAUGCAGCAUAAAUGACACACUAAACAUUUCAAAUGCAACAACUGUUACCUGUGAUCAAUCGCAUGCUGCUUUUGUACAAUACUGUUUUUUCCAGUAAUAAACAAUUUCAUCAAGUACUGUUCAAUACUUCUUUAAUAUCGAUUUAACAAUGUACAAUAUUGAGAUUUUAGUGCUUCUUUUCAAAGUGCGUGCUUAGACACUUCACCUCAUCCAUAUUUUUAGUACAAGUACUGUGUAUAUAUUUGGCACGCUACACAAUUAUGUUAAUAUAUAUUAGAAAUGAUCACACAGCGUAUGAACGCCUGUCCUGCAUAAGUUAAUCAUAGUUACAGGAAAAGAAAAUCACAUGAAACGCACAGUGCAAGAAAAAUCAGCAUUUUCAAAUCUUGUUUUCCAGUAAAAACAAAACAAGAAGCAUUUACUUAAGAAUCAAACAGCACGUGACAGACUUGUUUUCACAUAGUGCAUUUUAAAAUAAGAUGUUUUUUACUCAAGAUGA